Messenger RNA from Culicoides brevitarsis, 2649 nucleotides. RefSeq names its product chondroitin sulfate synthase 1 (gene Chsy). The record is from RefSeq and is a predicted model, not a curated record. Lineage: Eukaryota; Metazoa; Arthropoda; Insecta; Diptera; Ceratopogonidae. Bases 1 to 2631 code for a protein of 876 amino acids. The transcript is spliced from 7 exons. Gene Ontology annotation, cellular component: Golgi cisterna membrane. Gene Ontology annotation, molecular function: glucuronosyl-N-acetylgalactosaminyl-proteoglycan 4-beta-N-acetylgalactosaminyltransferase activity.
AUGUCACAAAUCAGAAAAAUUUACUCAACAAUAUUCGGAAUACUGUUUGGCUUAAGUGUUGGCACAAUAUUCACACAUUACCGCACGUUAGAAAUCGUAAAUAGAUGUGAUCUUAUGGCAAGUGUACAAAAGAAAUCCCCAUUAGAGAUUAUCGACCUAAAUCCAAUGGAAACGUCGGAGAAUUCUCAGCGAACUUUGGUGUUUGUUGGUGUCAUGACUGCACAGGAUUUUUUGGAGGACCGUGCAAGGGCCGUCUAUGAGACAUGGGGCAAAAAUGUUCCAGGCAGAAUCGCGUUUUUCAGUUCCGAAGGCUCGAUGUCGAGAGAUUUGCCCUUGGUCGCCCUCAAAGGUGUCGAUGACCGUUAUCCGCCACAAAAGAAGUCUUUCAUGAUGUUGCAUUACAUGUACGAGCAUUUUAUCGAUAAAUUCGAGUGGUUUGCACGUGCGGACGACGAUGUUUUCAUGCGAACGGACAAAUUGGAAAAAUUCUUGCGGUCAGUCGAUAGCUCGAAGCCACAAUUUAUCGGUCAAGCUGGUCGUGGUAAUAAUGAAGAAUUCGGACUGUUAUCUCUGGAAUUCGAUGAAAACUUUUGUAUGGGUGGUCCUGGCGUCAUCAUGAGUCGCGAAACUUUGCGUCGUGUUGCACCUCACAUAUCGACUUGUUUGAAAAAUUUGUACAGCACACAUGAAGACGUCGAAAUUGGACGUUGUGUACAAAAAUUUGCUGGUAUUCCUUGCACUUGGAGUUACGAAAUGCAGUCUAUUCUGCACCACAAUUCCAGUGGAAGUCGUGCAUAUGCGAGUAAUCUCAAGAGUCGCGAGGUGCACAACGCCAUAACGUUGCAUCCGGUGAAAAAAGCCCCCUUUAUGUAUCGCCUUCAUUCGUAUAUGCUUGGACUGAGGACGCAACAACAUCGACAAGAGUCACUUUACUUGCACCGUGAUAUCCAGUACAUGCUAAAUCUACUGCAAAUUCCAAAGACAAACAAACUUUUAGCACCGCGAGUUCCUAUUUUCCCCGAAAACGAAACGAGCAACAAAUAUUUAGGGGAUCCCAGUAUUUUAGGUAUAUAUCCUAGAUUAAAUAAGUUUAAGCCACGCACGCGAUACGAUCUGAUUGAGUGGGAUUUCAUCGGGAAGAGUUUGUACUCGUCACGUCACACAAAUCCCAAACGCAAAGUCGAGUCUGUCAUGAAGGAGGGUCUCGAAGAUGUCGUUCGUGAUGUCAUGCAAAUAAUCAACUCACAAUCUCGUGAACGCGGUCGAAUUAUCGAAUUUAAAGACCUCUUGUAUGGGUAUACGAGAACGAAUCCAUUGUAUGGACAGGAUUUGGUCUUAGACUUAUUACUCACCUACAAAAAAUAUCGCGGAAAGAAGAUGACAGUGCCCGUUCGACGUCAUCUCUACAUUCAGCGAUCGUUCACAGACUUGCAAGUGCGAGAAAUUCUUUCCACAACUCCACAUGACGUGAGGGAAAAAACAAAAGCCGGCAAUGAUCACAAAGUUGUACAAAAGUUCAAAUCCAUCAUCAACAGUGGCUUUGAAAAAUUAGCUGGACUCAGUUUUCCUGAUUCCGGGCAUUCCAACUGCGACGAUCUUCAGAAACAAGUGAAAAUUGUCAUGAUUUUACCUUUGUAUGGACGUUACGGCACAUUUUUACGCUUUUUGAACAACUAUGAAGAGGUGUGUCUGAAAUCCAAAAUUAACUUAAAUGUCGACCUACUAGUAGCUUUGUACAAAGACGAUGAGAGCUUGACGAGCACCAGUAAGAACAUUUCCAAUGCCAUGAUUCAAAUUUUGACCUACCUGAAGAACAAAUAUCCGAAAAAUGGCAUAAAUUACAUAAUUCUCAAUGGGAAUUUCUCACGUGGCAUCGCCCUUGAUCGUGCCUCGCGCUCCAACUACGUCUCCGAUAACGAUAUCUUGUUCUACAUCGAUGUUGAUAUCGUUUUCAGUCGCGAGUCGAUUGAGAGAAUUCGUCGUAACACCAUCAAGCAUCAACAAGUAUAUCUACCGAUUGUGUUCAGUGAGUACGAUUCACGACGCUUGCCGAAAGAAGAGGACGAAACUGGAGCAACCACAGACAACAACAAUUAUUUGAAACACUCGUCCAGCUACUUGGAGGACUUCAUUCAAUACUAUUCGGAGUACGUGUCACACACAAAGUGCAGUAUUACGGAUGCGCGAGGAUAUUUUCGGCAAUUUGGGUACGGGAUUGUCUCAAUUUUCCGAUCAGAUGCGCUAAACACAAAAAUUAAUGGCUUUGAUACGGAUAUCAAGGGAUGGGGAUUGGAAGAUGUCAAGUUUUUGGAGAAGAUUAUCGCGUCAAAUCAACAGCAAAGUCAAAAGUUGCUGGAUAUCGCGGAUGGAAAGACACUUGACAACACUUCCACGGAGAAUUCGUUCAUGCUGAAGAUGAUUCGGACGCCGGAUCCUUCGCUCGUGCAUAUUUUUCAUCCGAUCGAUUGUGAUAAAGGCCUCGAUGAGGCGCAGUAUAAAAUGUGUCUUGGCACAAAAGCAAAUACUCUCGGUAGUUAUAGGAAUGUAGAGUUUAACGUUAUUAAUAAUAAAUCAAUUCUAGACUAUGUAAGAAGUUCCAAUAGCAAUAAAGUACGCAAUAAAGGAUCAUGAUCCACUCAGGUCUCACAA